This is a messenger RNA of Lachancea thermotolerans CBS 6340, 3795 nucleotides long. It is a transcript of the gene RAV1, whose product is annotated as Rav1p. Gene Ontology annotation, cellular component: RAVE complex. The record is from RefSeq and is a predicted model, not a curated record. The coding region runs from base 1 to 3795 and encodes 1264 amino acids. NCBI's taxonomy places the organism in Eukaryota, Fungi, Ascomycota, Saccharomycetes, Saccharomycetales, Saccharomycetaceae. The transcript has a single exon. Gene Ontology annotation, biological process: vacuolar acidification. Gene Ontology annotation, molecular function: protein binding.
AUGUCGCUCAACUUUUUGCCAGGACAGCCAAAUGACACUAUACAAACGGUGUGUCAGAGUUCAUGGCAGGAGCACACGCUCAUGGCCUACUGCUCGGGCAACAACUUGAUCAUUCUCUCUAACAAUUUCAGCAAACUUCAAACGAUUUACCUGGAAAGUGAUUGUAUAGCUGUUGACAUCGACGCAUCUAAUGGGCAUAUUGCUGUGGCAUUUGGCUCGGCAGUCUAUGUUUACAAACCACUGCACCAGGUGAUGAGGAAUCCCCGGUGGGUAUUCUGCACCAAGAUCUUUCAUGAUGAUUCAAAAGUCAACACGAUUAGCUGGGGAAGCAACGGCGAGCUAGCGGUUGGCUCCAAUUACUUGUCUUUUUGGAAAAUACGGGAGGAGUUUGGUAAUUUUACUCCAUGUUUGCUCUGGACUAAGAAACAGUUCAAGCCUGUAUACCGAUGCGCAGUGUCCGAGGAUUCGCAGGUGAUUGCUAGUAUGCACAAGUAUAGUAACACUGUUCGGCUUUGGAAGCGCAUUUCAAUCGGCGGUGAUCGAGAUCUUUUCGACCUCACGCUUAUUUCGCAUCCUGCCCCAGUAACUACCUUUAGAUGGAAGCGCACUAACAACUUUUGUGAGGAGGAAAGAGACUCGCAUGUGCUGUACACUUUGUGCUCCGACUACAAGCUGCGAAUAUGGGUUUAUUUUGAGGUAAACGGUAGAAAGACCGUUCAACAAUGGGGAAGUUUGGAGCUGGAUGAGGCGAAAAACCAGCGGUUUUUCUUUAUUUUGGACAGCUGGCUUGUUCAAGAGGUACUAUCAGGCCAUACACCCCCAGAAUUUGAGUAUUUUUCUCGGCUGCACCCCGAAGUUGCCAUUAUAGCAGACUCCUCAGGAAGACUUGAUGUUUAUGCCCUGGAAAACCUCUCUCAUGACCCUCCAAAGCUUAUGAGUAAAAGAAAGCUUUGCUCUACUCAAAUCGAUCCUGGUGCCUUUGUUCACUUACCGGAGUUUCUGUAUUUUGCUGAACCUCAGCUCACGCGAGGCGACUCAAAACAGAUUUCACUCAUUGUUCAUGACGUCAAAGGUGUCCUGCGACAUUCAAGCGUUGACCUGACUAAGGCAUUGACUGGGAAAAGCGGGAAAUUUGGUACCCUUUUGCACAAGUUAACCGGUCACAACAAGUCGAUCCAAAAGUUAGGAAGAAGCAGCGAUGGUAUGGCCAUGAUAACUUUAUCACGCUUCUCCGAAAAUUGCAUAUGGGUUCCGCAGCCUCUACCUGGAUGCAUGUCUCUUCGUAAAAAAAACAUCAUCUACAGUGAAACACCUUUACUUGAUGCAGUUGUUCUCGAGCGCGGCGCAUUGGUUGUAACACUUUCCAUGAAUCUCGAGCUUCAAAUAUGGGAUUGCCCUGACAGCAAAAGCAGUAAGAAGUCUAUUGCUAGAUCGACACACAUUCUCGACAAGAUAAUGGGCGAGCCCCGCUUAAUGCUUAAUACCCCAGAAAAAAAGCAUCAACACGAUUGCCAUUUCAUCGCCUUGAUCUACUCAAGUGGCCAAACAUGCGGAUUCGAAGUCUCAUUCAGCCGUGGCAUUGUCCCAGUAAAAUCCAGCUCGCUCGACAUUGGGGAUGAAAAAGAUAUAUACCUGGUGUCCUCCAUCAACCCUGUGAAUUAUGGGUUUUUCGCUGAUAGGUCUUUGGUCUCCAUUAUUACCAAAAACGGCCUGAUUAAAACAUUCAAAAGCAUAGUCAUGCCUCAUUUCAUCGAGUGGAAGUUGACGUUCGAAAUGGACACAGGUCUUUCUGACUGUACCCUAAUAUGUGGCUCUUCAAUAGACAAAAUAUGUGUGGUUGAUAAAUCUCGCCAGAGAUUAACAAUUUGGGAUUUAAGGAGAAGUUUUCUAGAGUAUGAAGAGUCAUUUGACGAUCUUAUAAGAGAUAUUGACUGGACGAGCACAAAGUUCAGUCAGAGUAUUUUUUCUGUUGGAUUCAAAGAUCAUUCUCUAUUGUUCACCCAACUUAGGUAUGACUACACAAGCAAGAAUCCCAGCUACUGUCCCGUUGAAAAAAUUGACCUAAGUCAACACACAACUCAUCCCGUUGGAGAUUCAAUCUGGAUGACAGACGGAACAUUUGUUGCUGCCUCUGGAAACCAAUUAUUUAUCAAGGACAAAUAUUUGGACAUCCAUGAUAAGUUUACAAAUCAGUCCAUAGGAUCAAGAAGGAUUCUUUCAAACGAUAUCAUGCACUUGAGCACAGUCCUGAACGGCCCUCUUCCAGUCUAUCACCCACAAAUGCUGAUUCAGGCAUUAUACGCAGGAAAGUUGAAGCUAGUAAGAGAAAUCCUUUUGAGACUUUUCUUGAAACUUCGAGAUUUUGAGUUCAGAUCUAUUGAUGUUGCAGAAUUAGGUUCAACAUUGGAGCUUAGUUAUCAAAAGUUUGUCUGUCCGAACGAGGAGUCCUACUCAAUGGAUUCUUACCCUGAGCCGUAUUCAUACUUCAAUGCCUCGGUAUCACUUUCAUUGAAAGAAAAACUCGCCAAACACGCCUUACCAUUCCUUACUCGCCAUCAACAAGUAACACUGUUGACAGUAAUUGAAGCUAUUGAAGACAUGGAUAAAAACGACCGGGCGCUUGAUUACAACGGCAUGCUUUUUAUACUUGGGGUCAAACUUUUCGAGUUGCACCGCAAAACGCAGGAAUCAGUCCAUGUCAGAGAUGCUCUUUGGUCUCUAUGUUCAAAAAAUCGUAAGGUCUUGUUUUCAACGGUGAUGCCCAACAUCAAUUCUUGGAAGCGCGCACGGGAAUACAAAAUCAGCUACUGGGCAGAACGCGACGACCUCGUGGCUACAUUCGAUAAUAUCGCAAAAUUUGAGUUUUCAAACGAUGCAAAUAGAGAUCCAAGAAGUGCCGGUAUUUUCUAUCUAUCAUUGAAGAAAAAGCAAAUCCUUACUAGCUUGUGGAGAAUCAGCGUAGGUCAUCCGGAACAACAAAAAAUGCUUAAAUUUUUGAAUAACGAUUUUCGAGAGCCUCGGUGGAGAAGGGCGGCCUUCAAAAAUGCUUUUGUAUUACUCAGUAAGCACCGUUUCCCAGAUGCGGCGUGUUUUUUUUUGCUGGCAGACUCGCUUAAGGACGCCGUUAAUGUCAUUCUCAAACAAAUGGAUGACCUCCCACUAGCUUUUGGCGUUUGUAGGGUUUACGAAGGUGAUUUUGGCCCGGUGCUAAAGGAUGUUUUAUUAAACAAUGUUUUGCCGCAAGCGGUUUUGAGCAACGACCGGUGGUUGACUAGCUUGAUCUACCAUGCUAUCAACGAGCCUAGUCUCGCCAUGAAGGCUUUAAUUAUGUCCCCCAUUCAUCUGAGCGACAACGCAAAGCUGAUAAAUCAGCAAGAAUCAGUCAACAAGUCCUUUUUGGUUGAAGAUCCUGCCCUCCUCAUGCUUUAUAGACAGGUCAGGAGAAUGGGUAGGACUCUCUAUGCUGCAUCUUUAGAGGUCGAUACAGAGCUUGAGUAUAAAACUGUGCUCAGAGUCGCAGCGAUCUACACGAGAAUGGGCUGUGACUUUUUGGCGCUUUCGCUUAUAGUGAAUUGGAAAUUUGAAGAUAAGUUCCUGCGCGAGAAACAAAACAUUGAAGUUAAGACAACGCCUGAAAAAUCGCCAGCUAAUAAUGAUGAGCAACCUGUGAGAUUGAGAAGCAUAUUUGAGAAAUUCGAUGAUAUAUCGGGUAAACCUGUCCAACAGGGCAUCAACUCCACAGGUGGUGCUAGCGGUAAUAACACCCAGGUCAGAAGCUUGCUGGAUGACUUCUAG